UUGGCUCGGCUGGGCUCGGAGGGGAGGCAGCAGCGCCAUGGCCCCGCUGGGGGCGGACAGAGAGGGCUACUGGGGCCCCACCACGUCCACCCUGGACUGGUGCGAGGAGAACUACGCCGUCUCCUUCUACGUGGCCGAGUUCUGGAACACACUGAGUAACCUGAUUAUGAUUCUACCUCCAAUCUGUGGUGCCAUUCAGACAGUCAGAGAUGGACUGGAAAAGCGGUACACAGCUUCCUAUUUGGCUCUUACAGUGGUAGGAUUGGGAUCGUGGUGCUUCCAUAUGACUCUGCAGUAUGAAAUGCAGCUAUUGGAUGAACUACCCAUGAUCUACAGCUGUUGUAUAUUUGUCUACUGCAUGUUUGAAAGUUUCAAGGCCAAGAACACAGUCAAUUAUCACCUGAUUUUUAUAUUAAUGCUAUUCAGCUUAAUAGUAACCACAGUUUACCUAAAAGUUAAAGAGCCUGUAUUCCACCAGGUCAUGUAUGGACUGUUGGUUUUCGCUCUAGUACUGCGAUCUAUUUAUAUUGUUACAUGGGUAUAUCCAUGGCUUAGAGGACUGGGUUAUACAUCCUUAGGCAUAUUUUUAAUGGGAUUUUUCCUUUGGAAUGUAGACAACAUCUUUUGUGAAUCACUAAGGAGCUUUCGAACAAAGGUACCACCUUUUGUGGGUGUUUUUACACAGUUACAUGCUUGGUGGCACAUUCUUACUGGCCUUGGCUCUUAUCUUCACAUCCUUUUCAGUUUAUACACAAGGACACUUUAUCUGCGGUAUAGACCAAAGGUGAAGUUUCUCUUCGGGAUGUGGCCCAUGAUCCUGGUUGAGCCACCCAAGAAGCAUUUAUGAGAAGAGGUCCCGUGAAGAAAGCACAACUGCCCACUGCUGGCCUCAUUGCCUUGGGAAGAAUCCCAAGACUCUUCAAGCUUCCAUAUUAAACAGUGUACCAGCCCUUGUGGUAAAAGGAGGAGUCUUUGACCAACACCACCAGGCCAGAAACAGAGUGAGAAGUGGGCAUCCUGGGGACUUAGUGUGUCUUUAUUUCCCUUAUAGUGUCUAAAAGGACACAAUAUGAUGUUCAUGUGUGUAUUGAAGUGCUGCAGAAAUUGGACUUCUUUAAUGAGCUAGUCACUAGUCAUUGUCCAGUGGUCACUGGACAGUGACCUUUUUCCCCUUUGAUGUGGAUUGAAUCUGAUCAUAUGUAACUUUUCUCUAUGAUUUUAAACGAAUAUGCAGUUGAAUAAUGGAAAUUGUUAACUGGAGUAGAACCGGACUAAGUAUCUAUCCAGAUGCUUAGUAGUAAACGUAAUGCUUAGCUACAUCACCCUUCAUUCAGAUACUUGUUGAAGGAAACUUAGAAGAUUGUUGCCAAGGUGAAAGGGUCCAACGGUAGGACUGCGUUCAGCUCCAUCCCUUGAACCAGGAGGUGGGACGUGUUGUCUCUACUCUCUCUCAUUGGGAGCCACGCAUUCUAGCUCACUUCUGCCACCACAUCUGACAUCUGUUACUUCAUCCCCUACAACCCAUUGUACAGGCACUUUCCACAUAUCAUUGACCCACAGAGGGUCACAGCUUCACAGUAUCACUAAUUACAUCACAACCAGGGCCCACCAUAACACUGGGGACACCCAUUAUCAUGUCAUUUUGGCCAGUGGCCCAAGUCACAAAUCGGUCAUCUGACAUUCCUCUGGCUAGUACUUAACCCCAGCAGUGUUAGUUACCUCCCCAUAACCCUUGGGAAUGUGGUUUCACCUUAUGAGGAGGCUGUGCCAAACAAAGCCCAGUACGUCAGGGUUUGAGCUGGAUAUUCAUGCUGUGAUUUCUUCCUCUUCCUCAAGCUAAUUAAAGGUAUCCACACUGUUGCCUCCAGCUCCUUCUAAUCUUUGUAGAUCCUCUUUACUUUUGCCUCCUGCUUGUGGUCUAAUCAAGCAUGGAGCAAGUGCGCUUCUGCUCCAUCCAGCUUUAUUCCUGUGCUCCCAUUAUUUUCAGCUCCAGAAAAUAUCAAUGAAUGACAUACACUGACUUUUCAAAGUAUUUGGUAAUCGUAAAUUCUCUAAGAGGCAUGAGACUCAUGGUGAAAUUUGCAAGGGGUGAAAUCAUCAGGAGCUUGUUGUGUGGAAAAUACCUCCAUCUGUCUGCUCCUUUUUGCGUCUGAGGGAAAUAGGCCAAGAGCUUGAGAACAGCCUGAGGCAGCAUCAGAAGUGAAUGUCUCACCAACAGGCAGCUCAUUCUUCUGUGGAUUUGAAUAGGCGACCCCCAAAGUCAGCCAAAGGUUUACCUGCCAGGGCACCUUUGCCUAAAGGGGUGUUAGCAAAUGAAUGGUAACAUGCAAGCUGGUACUCCUAGAGAGAAUCUUCUCUGGGUCCUCUUAUGCAAUCUAGUGGGUAAAGACCUUGACCAUUUUUACAGUAUUAAGUAAGUGACCUUAACACAAAUUUAAAAGAAACCUAUUUCUGGUUUUGGGGAAUUUAUUUUAAAUGUUUUACUGGAUGACUUUUUGUUGCUUUUAAAAUUUUUAUUUUCCCAUUUUCACUCAUCCCAGUGGCUCUCAUUUUCUGCCCUUCAGCACAUCAAUGCCGCUUUCUUUCUCUUGGUCCAGUUCGUCAGCAGGUUGAGCCCUGUCUAGAUUUUGUUCAUUUUCCUUCCAGGAGACAAAACCUUAAACUUGAACGUGAGAGGAAGCAUUGGCUCUGGUUCUCUGUGCCUUAGGAGGCUGGGACAUUGAAGAAUUCCACACACCACAAGUCACUUCUCUGCCUCCUGCCUUGGGAACGCUGAAAAUUGCCUCUUCUAUCCCAUCUUUAGCCAAGCAAAUGGUUAAAUGGAUCUGUUCUUGAAAAGAGUUGUGGACUUAAGAGUCAGAAGACCUGAAUCUGCCACUUACUCACCUUAGGCAGAUCACAUCCCCUUUCUGAGCCUCAGUAUUCAUGUCUGUUUAAUGGGAAUACUGAUUAACUUACCUUUGCAGGGUUAUUGUGAAGAAAACAUUUUAUAAACAGUAGAGCACCAUAUAAAUGUGAGCUACUUAUAUUUCUCUGCUCUGCACUCUCUUCUAUACAUAACAAUAUGCAGUACUAUAUGUGUGAUCAAGGGAACAGAAUGAGAGCCUUCCUAAACUUGCCAGUGCCAUGGUCAAUAAGGAUUUGAAUGUGUUAACUCACCUAUCUGUAGCGCUUCACAGCCUAUGAGGUGUCAUCCUCCCAGCCUGAAAUGGGUGGUUAGGACCUUGACCUCUCACCAUCUAUUGAAAUUUUUCUCUUCCUGCAAGGUGCAGCUCAGAUACCCCCUCCUCCAUGAAGGUUUCCCUGAAUCCUUCAGCUUACAGUGAUCUCGUCCUCCAUAGAUUUUCACAGAGCCCUGUAUGUCUCCUUUGUCCUCAUCAUACACUACCUGGUGUCAUGUUCAUAUUGUAUCUAUUAGGCUGUAAGUUCCCUGACAUCAAGAACUAUGUUGUCAUCCUCAUUUGUAUCCCUAGUGCCUAGCACAGUGCUUGACCUGUUGUGCAGGCAUGCACCAAAAUGGUUGCAUCAACAAGUAAGGUAAGCAGUGUAAAAGUUCCCUGUUUUACAGAUAAGGAAACUGAGGACCAUAGCGAUGUACCCAAUGUUGGCCGCUAUCUGAGGUGGCUCGAAUGCCGGCUCUCCCUUAGUUCGGGUUCGACGUAAGGUAGGAAUGAGGCCCUCAGAAGUCAUUGAACAGUUAACACUAGGAGUGCCGCAGUUUAAGAAUGCUGCAAAGGGCCAAGCUGCUUCAGUUGACGCCAGGCACUUUCUUUUUAAUCAAUAAAGCAAAAUAGAGAUAGGAUAAAAAGUUUUAUUUCAAAGUGAAAUUGUAGUAACAUUUUUGCGUCAGUUGAUGUGCCUGGUCCUCCUCGUGUUAACUGAAGGUCUGCUCUGCCCUAACACAGCAAGGAUAUGAGACAAAGAUACGACGGCACUUCAUCGGAUGUGGCCGCCUCAUCUCCACGUGGAAACGCGUCUCUUCAUCAGGGCAGAAUGUGGUGAAGGACGUGAUGACUCUUGGUCUUCAGAAAUCCACCCCAUCCAAGGGGCCCCCACUGCCUGUGACUGAGGCUGUUUAUGUCUUUAGAUGACCAGGCUAUGGAGGGGAAGCUGAGGCAAGCCAGGUCCCAGAUGCAACUUUAUCUCCUUCUAGGGAAAGCUCAUCCCUGUUCAAGAAGAGAGACCUAAGCCUAACUGAUAUUGAGAAGGAAUGAGAGGCAAAGAGAAGGGAAGAAGCUUUGUCAGGGAAAUGCUAGUAAACAGAAGCCCUGUCACUCCCAUGGUGGCUACCUCUAAAUCAGAAACAAUAUUCAAGCCCAGGCCCGAUGACUGGCUUCUUUUCUUAUCAUUAAGGAGUUGUUUAUAGAUAGCAUAAGUGAUGCCAUUUGUUCAUCCCAGAAGUGGAUAUAAUAUGCUUUUCACCCCUGGUCGCACACAGUGGGACUCUAUUGUCCUUAGGGUUAUUUCUAUAUUUUGUGUUUCUCUUUCUCUCUUUCUGUCUCUCUCUCUCUCUCUCUCUCUCUGUCUCUCUCUCCUUCUCCCUCUCUCCCUAAAAGUCAGAGGAUUGUGCACAUUAAGGGACUUCAGGACUAUUGAGAAAAAAGGAAGAAUUCAAGCCCAUGACCAUAGGAAGUUAUCUUGUUAUUUUCCACAUCAGUUUGUGCCUCUGGCUUUGUUCUUUUUAGCAUUCUUAAGUCCCAAGAUGCCACUGAUUUCUUACCGCGUUGUAGAAAUGACCCCAACUUUUCCAGAGAUUCUGACAGGUCUGACCAAGCCAGGAAGGCUUGAGAGCUAGCAGACACUUGUGUGUAUGUGUGUCAUCUGGAAACCAACCUAGCCAAGACCAAGGAAGGGCUCUGACCGCCUUGGGAUAAAUCUGGGGAGGGGGAAAAGCCAUAGUAUGUCAUAAAGACAAUCUAAAAAUGAUAAACCUCCAAUAAAGCCUUCCUCCAGUGUCACUUCCUGAUGUGGAGGUUACCAUGCCUCAUAGGCUAUGCUGGGAGAACAAAAGGUCUGGCAAUUCUACCAAGCUGGAAGGACAUGGAGCACAGGCUUGCCAACCAACCCUGUAUCUGUUUAGCACCAGAAGACUGGCUACAAGGUGGAGAACUUUUCAGCUAUUGCACCUCAUUUCCUGAAUACCAUCAACUCGGCCUUAAUAGCAACUAAGGCAUAGAAGGGUUUUUCAACUUUGACAGAAGGAACACUCUCCACUUUGACGAAGAACCAAAUAUGCAGAGGAAUGGUGGUUUUUACCAGCAUGGUGGACUUUCAUUGGGGCAAUUCCUUCUACUAAUGCAGAUGCUGGCCUGUCCAUGGUUUAGUAGGAUCAUAGGAUAAGUCCUAAGAAAUUGCCUGGGACACCUAGAGAUUAAAUGACUUACCCAAGGUCAUCCAAGUAAGUGGUAAGUGUCAGAGAUGGAAUUUGAACCUGUCUUUCUGCCAGACUCCAAGCCCAGCACCCUAGCCACUACAUCAUACUACCUCUACUAUAUGUGCUUCCAUAUUUCAGCAACAUUAAGUUCUCUUUUUUAAGGUGUGAGUGGAGCUUUCAGGGAGAUGGGAUAGCUGUUAUUUUUAAACUUUCUGUGUUCCCUUUGGGAAUUGUUUGUAUACCUCAUAGAGCCCUAAUACUUAAAAACCCAUUUCCUAUUGAGUAAAAUAUCUUUGUGUUCACGUGCUAACAGGCCCCCUGUGAAUGAUUCGCCUCAAUGGGCAGGGAGUCCAGCUGCGCAUUUCAGCACCGAAACUGAUAAACCAUCAUAGGGAUGUUCAGAGAGCUAUUUUCUAGGCUUCACAUCAUUUCUGUGCCAUAAUUGACCACUGUGGAUUUGGGUUUCCAAAGUGUAUAGGGUCUUUCCUAAUGGGGAAUGGGGUCUGUGCAGAACAAAAUAAUCUGCUUUUACCAAACACCACCUCCACCUGCAGAAAUGUUUUGUUAUCACUUGAAUGCUCUGAUAUUGUUUGGCCAUGAAGCCAAAUGUCCACCCAGGAGCUACUAGAAGUUUAACAUUGACUACUACAGAGAGAGAGAACAAGGUCUCUUCUUCCUGCUUCAGCACCACUACUCCUUGCCUCACUCCAUACACCACAUUGUGUGUGUGACUCAGCAUACCCAUUUUAGAUCUUUUAGAUCAACAAUGAGGAUUUAUCCAGUGGGGAUAAUCCAAUCCCCAGUCACAUCCAGGAUUAAUCCAUGCCACAUAGCAAUUUAAAUGAUGGCCAACAUAUUCACUAGGGUUGGGAUUUUUUUUUCAGAUGUUCCUAUCUGACUUGGAACAAUAUUAGCUGCCAUUUUUAUAACACUUUAAGGGCUACAGAGCAUUUACCUCAUCACAAUCCCAUUUGGUAGAGUAGUGCCUAUUCCUUGGGGUCGAUGUUACCUCAUCAGGGUGAGUGCUUCCUCUAGCAGCAAAGAUUAGAAGAUUAACAACCCAUUCAUACCUUCUCAUCCUGUGCAACUCUUGUCCUUAGCCUGCCAUGAAUCCGCUCAUCAUAUUGAGGCCUCUAGAUCUCUUGACAUCAAUCCCAAUGGAGCAUGUAGACUUUCUAUUGAUUAUUUUUCUUGCUACAUGACUGACCCAACUCCUUUUUCCCAUCCUAUGUGUCUCUGAUGACAUUCUUGAUGCUGUCUUUUUUCUGGUGACACAUGACAGCCUACUGCCAUCCACUAUAUUCCUCUACAUCAUCCUCUGUGCUUUGAAUAUGUAUCCCUGUUUUACAGUUUUGAGGGUGCCUAAGUUCAGAGGUGAUGUGAUUUGCCCAUGCCACAUAGCAAGCAAGCUUCAUAUCUGGGCCUUGAACUGAGGUGCUACCUGCAAAACUAUACAUCCUUGCCUCCCAGAAUGGAAAGAUUGUAGUUCCUGAUGAAAUAAAUGGUUAACAGCUCAUAUAUACAAAGUUCUUUCUAGUUUACAAAAGCACUUUCCUCACAACAACUCUAGACAGUGCAAGUAUCUAGAUAGAAUGAGCCUUGGUGAGGUCAAGAGAGCCUUGGCCAAGGUCAUAAACUAAUAAUUGGCAGAGGCGAGCUCAAACCAGGUCCUCUGACACUGAAUCCAGGGCCUGUUCAAUUAUAUUAUGCUGCCAGUCUGAACCUACAGUAUUAAUCAUCUCCAUAACCACAGGUUCUUGCAUGACAGAAGAUGCUCUCAUUCAGUUCCAACUAGCAAUGGCCUCCUCCUUGAUGAAUGUCUGUGGAAAACUACCAUCUCAAGCACUAGUCAGCAAAGCAGGAAAAUAGCUCUUUUUUGCAUCUACCUCUGCUUUAUGCAUUGCACAAUAUCAAUGCCUUAAUGUAAUCCAUUUGCCCCCUGCUCUGGGGUUUUCUAUUUUCUAAAAUGCAAAUCAUUCAUUCUUAACAUUCCCUUUCCCCCAGUCAUUGUUCCUGUAGGAUUCAGCACUUAGACACAGUUGCUGUUUGGGUUGGCGUAUUAACCAAACAUAACAUUGAUGCCCGAAAUACGUGUCUGGGCCCCUGGUCAGACCAAUGACAGAGCAAGGAGGGAACACGGACAGGAGGCUGGCUUUGCGGGAAGACUCAGUGGAGAAGAGUUACUUGAGACCAAAUAGGUAUCUCAUCAACAUUUGCUUAUUUGCUCUGUAAUAUUCUAGGUGUCUGCCACAGACUCGUUUUCCUGCCUGUUUCUUGGGAUGUAGUUAUCUCCAUGAAUGCUAACUUGACUCAACAGACUUUAUAAUCUCUUGAAUCUUAACUUAGACUUUGAGUUCUGUCCCUGAGUAAGUUCUUUCCCUCGGGCCCUGUGUAUAUAAAUGCAGGAAGAAAAAGAGCAGCUGGGGCAAGGAAUAGUUAUCUGGGAGCAGAAUUGUCACCUAAAGAGCUUCUGUAUUUUUAAUUACACAUUCUCCAUUUGGGGAAUAAAGGCCCUAUAGUAAUUGAUUAAAUAUGAAUGACUUUAAGGUAACUUAAAACAAUGAUGAUAUUCCAUAAGGUGGCCUUUAUCACCAUCACAAACACCACCACAAACUCAUAUUUCUAUAAUCCUUUAAGAUUUACAAAGCCAUCCUUCAAGAUAGUUCAGAUAGUAUUAUCCCCACUUUACAGAUGAGAGAACUGAGACUCAAAGAAAAUAUUUUUUGCUGAUUCAUAGUAAAUGUCAACACUGGGAUUCAAGCCUAAGUGUUCUGAAUCUUAAGACCCAGUACUCUUUAAAAAUAUUUUUUUUUUGCCUUGCUGUCUUUCAUUUCUGAAUAAAUCCCUUCCCUGCACCCUUAACUCAAGUAGCCAUCCCUUAUAACAAAAUAGAAAAGAAGGGAAAAGGACAGUUCAGCAAAACUAACAAAAUCAAUCAGAGGAUAUUCAAUACAAGACCAGUACUCUUAACUUACUACAUAUGAUGUUACCAGAUUGUAGUGGCAGCUGGUAUAGAAAGUAUUAAGUAAGAGGAAUGCCACAGAGUAUGGAACUUGAUUCCAGAAAUCUGAUUAUGGGCCAGAAAUAGACCUAUGGACCGCUGCACUUUUCACUUCAGCUGUCUCGUGAUUUUGUGUCAUCUGCUUCCGGUCAUGAGAGCUCAAUAGCUGUUGGGACUCAGAAAGAGCUUUUAGAAAUUGUUUAGUCUGACACCAUUAUUUUACAAAUAAGGACACAAGGGAAAGGACUUACCCAAGGUCACUCUGUAAGGUACUGGCACAGCCAGGUCCUGGCCUUCUUUGCUGAAAAUCUUUAAACUGUCAUGAGGUGUUCCUUCUCCAUUACUCAGGAGAGCUAGAUGAGUUCCUCAGCUGGUGUUCCAUGCAUUCACAAAUUGUCAGUAAAAAGGCUUCCAGAUUCAGAGCCAUUAAUGGCAACUGAAAGAGUGAUAGGGUGCACAUUUUUAAUUCAAGAGAGAAAUAGAAUCAAGUACUCUUGGAGAUUAUAAAAUGUAUCAAUAUUGCCCCCAGCAGGGUCACAUUUUUACAAUCUCCAUCCCAGGCUAUUAUGGAAAGAACAUCGGGUUUAAAGUCAGGAGAUGUGGGCUCAAGUCCACUUGCCAGCUGUAGACAUGUAACCUCAUCUCUAAAAUGGGAAGUUGGGACUAGAGGAUUUCUAAAAUUCCUCUCAACCCUCUGGCAUGCUGUGUUCUAACAUUCCACUGUCCCUUCCAGCUAUUAGAAAGAAUGUUGGAUUCGAGCAUUCCAUAUUCUGUAUACUUAAUAACCCAGAGCCUAUGUCCUGAGAUUACAUGUGGGCAGUUCUGUCAUCCAUUAGUCCUAGGCUAAUUACCUUUGUGUUACAGGUGGUUUUUUACUGCAUUUAUUUAUAAAGAACACUUGCCUGAAAUAGAUUGUUUUUACAGGGGAGCAACAACCGAUCGCAAAAUUGCUUGUGUUACCCUUUUCUUAUUUUGCCAAGUGCUACAAUUUUUUACUACAAAUUUAGAUUGGUGUGUUUUUUUAAUCUAAUCUACUUAUGCUACAUUCCUACAUUAAUCAUCUUGUUAUGGUUGAAUGUAUUAAAGAGUAUUGUUUUGAAUAAGA
This is a messenger RNA of Vombatus ursinus (common wombat), 9480 nucleotides long. RefSeq names its product alkaline ceramidase 3 (gene ACER3). The transcript is spliced from 11 exons. Gene Ontology annotation, cellular component: endoplasmic reticulum membrane. Gene Ontology annotation, biological process: ceramide metabolic process; phytosphingosine biosynthetic process. Bases 38 to 847 code for a protein of 269 amino acids. The record is from RefSeq and is a predicted model, not a curated record. NCBI's taxonomy places the organism in Eukaryota, Metazoa, Chordata, Mammalia, Diprotodontia, Vombatidae.